Molecule: messenger RNA, 2552 nt
Organism: Phragmites australis (common reed)
Lineage: Eukaryota; Viridiplantae; Streptophyta; Magnoliopsida; Poales; Poaceae
Exons: 5
Coding region: 384-1454 (356 amino acids)
Biological process (GO): Golgi vesicle transport
Cellular component (GO): membrane
Source: RefSeq, a predicted model, not a curated record
AAGUCACCAGAAGGAAGAAUCCAAACCAAACAACACCAACAGCCAGAACCAGGAGGUGAUCAGGCGAUAUAGCUGAGGAGUAGUUCACUCCCCUCUCCUCUGUCCUCUCCUCCCCUCCUACUGCAUCUUCCUCCCCGUCUCCUCCCUCUUCUCACGUCUCUCUCCUCUCCGCGACGCAACGAGGGCGGGAGCCCCCCCGUGAAAAAGCGGAAGCAAUCGCCUCGCCGCCUUUUCUUGGCGUGCACAGCUCUUGGUCGGUCAGCCCGACCGCGAGAUCUCGCUCCUUGGCGUCGCGCGCGAGAUUGAGGUGAGGCGGCUGGAGUUUGGAACCGCCGCCACGGCCGUUAGGUCCCUGAUUUGAUCUGUGGUGGUGCCCGGCCGACAUGGCGGCGCCGGGAGGGUUGGAGCAGUGGCAGAAGGACGGGUUCUUCCAGGCCGCCGAGGAGGUGCAGGAGUCGGCAGACCUGAUGGAAUCUAUUUAUAGAACAUGGAUGCGUGAGCGUAGUAAUGGUUCUAGCUCAGAGGAGGUAGAUGAUUUGCAAAGGGAGCUUCAAACAGCUUUAGGGACAGCAAAAUGGCAGUUGGAGCAGUUUGAGAGAGCUGUAAGUUCCAGCUGUGAUAAGUAUUCACUAGAAGAGGGUACAGUGGCCAGGCGUCGGCAGUUUAUUGUAGCAAUAGAGGAUCAGAUUUCUCGUGUAGAGAAAGUAAUAAACAGUUCUUUAAUCGACAAUGGCAGGCAAGGGCUCAACUGGGUAAAGUUAGAUGAUGAGGAGCGAGAUGAUCUAGUUGCUUUCCUUUCAGCACCUGCACAGUUUUAUUCAGAAAUGAAAAACAUAGAUGGUAGUAACCGUAUUCCAUCUAGACAAAAGAAUGGCACGAACAAUCACAAGGAUGUGGCUUUGAUCAUUAAAGACAUACACGAAGUACCACCCAGAGAAAUUUCUAGUGUUAAGAGUGAAAUUUGCUGUCCGGCUGAUCAGUUACAUGGCCACAGAACAAAUUUGAGUUCUGGCGAUGAUCAUUGGAAAAUUGACAUUGGUAAUAAGAUGGAUGAUGAUAAAAAAUUGUCCCCAAACAGGGUUGACGCCUCAAGUCAAACAACUACUUUAUUGGUCACCCGGAAAAGCACAGAAUCUUUAACAAGAGUGAGAUGGUUCUGGAAUAGCUUGUGGAAACCCAAGAGUGGUGAACAUCGUCCAUCAAGAUAUGAUAUGUCAAAUCAUCUCAACUUCAGGGGUAUAUACCUUUUAGCACAGAGAUUUAAUGGGCUAACCGAGAGAAGCAGAAAUUGUUUGAGCAAUUGGAAGGAAAAUUCUGGAAUUUAUGGAAGGACGGGUGGUCCUCAUAUACAAUGCCAACAACAGAACAUUCAGUUUGGUCGCUCUAUUCGGAUCACCCUCUUACUGGUGUUGAGUAUCUUUCUGAUUGUACCAUUUCUCGUCUCCUCUGCAUGACAAGGCUUACAUUGUUCUGCUGGUGAAGCAACCUUGGGACAAUUAAUCAUGAUUCUGCUGUUCAGUUUAGUGUCCAUUAUUAUUCUACAAAUCAUGAUCGGUGUUAUUCACAUGCUCAGUUAAACUCCACAAACCGAGCGUCUAAUUACAUGUGUGGCUGCAUGUAUGACAGGGAAAGUAGCACGAUGGGGAGGAUUUCGAUUGUGCAAUACAUAAUUCAAUAUCUUGAACUGCUCACCGACACAUAAUCAUCGUAAGGUUAAUCAGAGUUACGGUUAAUUUGUGACCUGUUGUGAUGGCUGAUUUCUACCAAAUAGAGGCAGCUCUUCUCCUUUCUCACUUCUAUACCCCCACGAAGGUAAUUGUAAAAAGAUGUAGAGCUGAUUGUGGGAAAACAAUAGUAGAAUUAUUUGUAUGAGUUGUGGAAGUACCGAGAUGAAAUGAGCUGUUUGAAGGAUCUGAGGGUUAUUCAUACUAUUGCAUCGGACCCUUUUUGGAUUACCAAUAUGGUACUGCACUGCUUUUGAACCCUCAGAUCAAGCCAUCGAUGGUCCAGAUUACAAGCUUUGUUACUUGUUAGAAGUUGAUUUGGUGUCCCACUGCCGCGGCCGCCGCUCUGUCGUUGUCGCGUCCACUACCGUUGAGUCCCCAAGGUCCUGAAGCUUUCUCGGCGUGGGAGGCAGCAUUCUCAAAGCUUGGCAACAGCAUGAGCACCAUGGACAUGAGCAACAACGCCGCCAAGCACCUUUAGAGGCCGAUUCGAGUUAGGGAGUGGAUGGGUCGUCAUCGUGGCUGCGGCAGUGCCAGUUUGGCCAUAUCCAUAGCACACGACAAAGGAAGGAGGCGGUGAGGGUGCCUGGGUGGGUCGAGCAGCGUGGGAUCAGACAGGUUGGCCAAAUCCGCGGAGGUGAUGGAGGCUACGAGGGUGCAUCGGGUGAAGGGGUGGUGACGGCAGUAGCGUCCACACCAUCGUCCUCCGUGGUGUCUCAUAGGUUCAAGCGAAGAAGCAGCAGAGCAAGAAGGGUAGGGUGACGAGGACAUCCUAGAUACUACAUUUUUGAGCUUGUUUAAUUUAUGUACAAAUUUGCUAACACAAAA